This is a messenger RNA of Monoraphidium neglectum, 453 nucleotides long. RefSeq lists its product as hypothetical. The transcript is spliced from 3 exons. The record is from RefSeq and is a predicted model, not a curated record. Lineage: Eukaryota; Viridiplantae; Chlorophyta; Chlorophyceae; Sphaeropleales; Selenastraceae. The coding region runs from base 1 to 453 and encodes 150 amino acids.
AUGGCUGGUAGGUUGUCCUGCAGCCAAUCAUCCCUGGUGCGUCUGCCCGGAGCUCCACAGCAGCAGCAGCAGCAGCAGCAGCAGCAGCAGCAGCAGCAGCAGCAGCAGCAGGGCGGCCCACUCCGAGUGCUGCCGCUGGGGCCUUGGCUGCGCCUGCUGGCGGCGGUGCUGGCCGUGCUGCUGCUGCUGCUGCUGCUGCUGGUGGUGGUGGUGGUGCUGCUGCUGCUGCUGCUGCUGCUGCUGCUGCUGCUGCUGCUGCUGCUGCUGCUGCUGCUGCCCCUGCUGCCGCUGCUGCUGGAAGUGCGGCUGCCGCAGCGGCUGCUGCUGCUGCGGCUGCUGCUGCUGGUGGUGGUGGCUGAAGUUCGCCGGCUGGUUUUGAUUGUGGCUGGCGCGGCCGCCGCUGCGGCGGCCGCCGGCUUGCGCCCACGGCUCAACCCCCGCCUGCUGCCCUGA